Molecule: messenger RNA, 1662 nt
Organism: Clonostachys byssicola
Lineage: Eukaryota; Fungi; Ascomycota; Sordariomycetes; Hypocreales; Bionectriaceae
Source: the annotation of a GenBank genome assembly
AUGUCUUGGUACUUAUCAAGACCUCUCAAUGGCACUAGUUCUCGGCCAACUCUUCCUGCUGGACUAUCAACUACAACAGAAUUAGGACAGCUGGUGGAAACAAUAAGAAAAUCCUUACCCGUGGAGUUACAAGGGCUCAUCUACAGAAACGUCUCAGGCCUCUUCCGUUUCCUUGCCGGGGCCUCAUUUACAUUGAAUGAACUAGAUGAAAACGCCGGGCCCGAUAGAGGAGUCGUUAUCAACCCAGUCCCACAUCAUUCAGUGAAAUUCCUCCGUGCCACCUCUACAAUUAUCCUUGGUGAAGAAUGCUUGACAAAUAUUGGGUCAGAUAACGCCUCAAAUUAUGAACAAGAUAUCGCUCUGCAGGAUAAACCUGUCUAUGGAAUACAAGUAUCACUCGGAACUUAUGGAGUCGUUGCCCUUCGAGUCAUUUAUCAGGACAACACAACGUCAUCCUGGCUGGGCUUUGGACCUAGGAAAUGGACCGCUACGUACAAGGGUGAUGAUCUCACUAAGCUUCGCACUGCAUCUGAUGGAUUCAAACUGAUAAGCGUUGGGUUUACUAACGGGGAAGUUUCGCAACCGCCGACUAACUUGGCUCACUUGUUUUUCGACCACGAUAAGGUCUUACCUCCCAGAGCCAAAUAUUUGCUUGCAGAUAUGAAGAUUCCAGGUACUCAGAUCCUCGGCAACCCCAGCGCACGUCUAGCACAGUACCUUGAUUUAUCCCACAUUGAGAUCCAAAGUUUAACGGUGGUUUGCAACAUCGAAGCCAUUUACAAAAUUCAAAUAAAUGGGGGCGGCCCUAAAUUGGAGCUGGGCGAUCGUGUAGCAAUUAAACCAUCGGCUAGAGACGAAGAGAACUUCCCAGUUACCCGAUUCUUUCGGCCGGGUGAACGAAUGACGUCGAUUCAUUUGAUAACAAGGGGCCCUGAUCGACCAAUGGUCUGGAAAGGCCCUUUCCUUCUUGUUCGGACUUCGAAAUCACGGACUCUGUAUUUCGGCACAUUUGUACUGCCCUUUCUACAGCCUCUCCAUGUUUCAUCCUUCGAACCCGAGGGGAUUCGAGAAAUCUUGGGGCUCUUCAUCGACCCAACUAACAUCAACCCGGGGAAAAUCAACACCCUUGGCGUGUGUCUAGGGAGUUCGCUGCCCGGUUUAGAACAGGCUGGGCUUCGUGUUCCAACGUAUCGUCGCGAUGCUGAGCCAUUAAUGUUUCCUAGUGUAUAUCCCUUUGCUGCAUUUCUCAGUAGAACCACGCUGCUGAACGUCAUCACGCUCAAGGUCCAGAAGUUUGGAGACCGCUGCAUAGGGAUGUGUGUAGAGCGAGAGAGAGGCAUCAUUGAGACUCUUGGAAUGUGGGAUCCUGUCCGCCUGGAUACCAUCUCUAGCAUCUACAGCCACCGCCAAGGUCCUCUCCAACCUCUAACUUUCAUCUACUCAGCAGCGCCUGAACCUCUGAAACGCUACGUGGAGGACAUUGUCGUCGCCGCAUCGCCAGAUCUUGCCCCUGGCAGACCAAGAUUCACUUGGAGCAGUUUCGGCUCGCAACUGGCGUGGUGGUUUACGCCGAGAUACACCUUCAUUCAGGAUUGGCAGGGAGAGGAGAGCGACAUUUUGCAGACUGUCGCACCGAAUAUCCCGUGUGCCUACGGCCGGUAA